Molecule: messenger RNA, 1389 nt
Organism: Fusarium musae
Lineage: Eukaryota; Fungi; Ascomycota; Sordariomycetes; Hypocreales; Nectriaceae
Exons: 2
Coding region: 1-1389 (462 amino acids)
Biological process (GO): lipid metabolic process
Molecular function (GO): phosphoric diester hydrolase activity
Source: RefSeq, a predicted model, not a curated record
AUGGAAGUUCCUACAGCAAUCCCGACACCGGUCCCUCCCGUUACCUUCCGACCGCCUUUCUUUCAUUGGCACUCCCCGUUCAUCGAGCUCAGGUUCAAGGAAUCACUUAUCAAGUUCGACAUUGGCAGGUCCAGCUGUAAAGUUAGUGGUUUGGAUGGACCAUCGGGCCAGGCCAUGAGCAUCAUUUCUCCUACUGUGCCGAAAGACUCUGAUGGCAGUGACUUCAAUCUCUCGGUGUUCGCCGGGCCUGAGAAGCUCAAAACCACGUUGGACAGUAUCAUACAAGCAAAUAAAGACUCUAUCAUAGAAUCUUUAAAGCAGCAAUACUCUCAACUCAAGGAUAUCAGGGCGGACUGCCUCGAAUGCUCAUUUGCUGCAGUAUCCAAGCAAGGCCACAACGCUUCGUGGAACAUGGACAUCAUACUCAACUUUUCCGGGGCUAUACACUGCGAUCCUCACAGCUGGGUACCUAAGCUUAAUGUCGAAGUCGUAGCGUAUAAGUUCGAUAGAAUCAUAUCGCCAAUACUUGAGAAGGGUGUUGACAAGCUCUGUAAUCUAAGAACUGGAACAGCGCCCUCCACUCAUAGGCUUGAUGACACCGAAAACAUAUAUAUUGGCCAGCAGGCGUACGAUGACCUAAUCGACCAUAUCACCCUUUUGAGUCAGGCUCAUGACAAAUCUAAAACCCUCAAAAGGCAGCUUGAAGAUGGUAUACGAUUCCUUGAUCUAUGUAUCUACCGAGAGGAUGAUGGUGAAUACUACAAUCAGCAUUUCCUCCGUGGACCAAAACUGGAUGAGCUCCUCGAUCAGAUUGGGCAAUUUCUCGAGAAGCAUAGUUCCUCUGAGGAAUUUAUCAUUGUGGAGCUCGCACAAUGCUACUCCCUUCGGGAACAUGUCACCGAAGUAGCCAAAAAGGUCAACAGCAGACUCGCGCGUUGGCUCUACAUGCCAUCAGACGCAGAGGCCCACCCAGGGAGAUAUGAUUUCCAAACUCUCCACGACAAACCCCUAUCAUCCAUCACGGAGGGAAAGCCAAAGGUUCUCUUCGUUAGCAGGGAGGGGGCGUGCACUUUUCCGCAUUCUAUUCUCAAUGUUGAAGAUAAAAGUCUUGAGAACCCAGCAAACGGCAGCCCUCUCUUUCCUAGAUGGUUUACGAAGGUGCCUACGAAUGGAGAGGAGGUUGCCCAUAUUCUCCUGAACACAUUCGAUCCAGAUGCUCGCAUCAAGAACUUGCGACACAGAGCGUACGAGCGCAACGCCGAAGUUAGCCAAGUCCUUGGUCAGAAGGACACCCCUUGGCGGUAUAUGAUGGACUGGUAUACUGAUUGCAAGGGCGUGGAGAAGUCCGAGGACCUUCCAGUCGAGCGUAUCAUCCAGGCGAACAAGUGA